GCUGGGAAGCAAUGGGCCCAGCUAGGCCCGGGGCGCGGCCACACCCCUGUGGGGGAGGGGAAGGAGGCCGCCCCGAAGGGAGUGGACAGCCCCCCUGUCAGUCUUCCAGAGUCUGGGAGUGUAAGAUGAGACGGGGGAAGGUGGGCCUCAUUCUGGCGGAGGGCGAGGAGGAACUUCCUGCCCGCGCGCUCCACCGUGCAGAGCUCUAAGCGCGCGGGCUGGCAGGCUGCGGCGCGUCAAGGUCAGCCUGGAGCUGGGUGGCGGCCUGCCUGGGGGCGGGAGACCCUACUGGGGGGCCGGGCUGGGGCCUCCCAGCGCCUCGGCCAUAUUGAAUAGCCUCGACUGGACCGUCUUUGUCUGUGAAGUCCUGUCCCAAGUUCCAGCCGCGUCCUUAGGGCCUGGGGCAGGAAGAGUCGCUGGCAGCCCGCGCGCCCCAACUUGGAGCUGGGACACCACGUUUCCAGCUUGGAGUGGGCCUUGAGCCUUGGGACUGACCUCGCCCCCGGCUCACGUAGGCAUCCUGGAAAUUGAUUCCCCCAAGUCCUUGGUGGGGGAGCCGGACUUGGUCAAGACUGUACUUGUUGCAGGCGAAGAGAUUGGAGGCGUUGGCUCGUCCCUGGCUGGGGAGGUGAGACUCUCCGGUCAGCGUUGCUGGAACUCCCCCCAUCCAGUCCCUCCCUCAAGACUAAGGGCUACAGUAGUUUGUUGGGGCUCAUUGCCCCCUCACCCCAGAUAUCACCCUGGAGAUCUUAAAGACUCUCGAGAAAAGCCACGUGGGGGGCUGGUUCCCCUGGGGCUUCCUGCCGUCCCCCGACUGCCUCAUUCUUUGGAGCGUCCCCGAUGUCUGCAAAGAUGUGGAUUUGGACGUCCUCGUGGAAGCCCUAAAGCCCGUGGGGACAUUUAAGAAGAUCGGCAAGGUGUUCCGCAAGGAGGAGGACUCCACGGUGGGGAUGCUGCAGAUCGGGGAGGACGUCGACUAUUUGCUCAUCCCCCGGGAGGUCAGGCUGGCCGGGGGCGUCUGGAGAGUCAUCUCUAAGCCCGCCACCAAGGAAGCAGAAUUUCGGGAGCGGCUGACCCAGUUCCUGGAAGAAGAGGGCCGCACCCUGGAGGACGUGGCCCGCAUCAUCGAGAAGAGCACCCCGCACCCGCCCCAGCCCCCCAAAAAGCCCAAGGAGCCCCGAGUGAGGAGGAGAGUGCAGCAGAUGGUGACUCCUCCGCCCCGGCUGGUCGUGGGCACGUACGACAGCAGCAACGCCAGCGACAGCGAGUUCAGCGACUUCGAGACCUCCAGAGACAAGAGCCGCCAGGGCCCGCGGCGGGGCAAGAAGGUGCGCAAAAUGCCCGUCAGCUACCUGGGCAGCAAGUUCCUGGGAAGCGACCUGGAGAGUGAGGAUGAUGAGGAACUGGUCGAGGCCUUUCUCCGGCGACAGGAGAAGCAGCCCAGCGCGCCGCCUGCCCGCCGCCGCGUCAACCUGCCAGUGCCCAUGUUUGAGGACAACCUGGGGCCUCAGCUGUCCAAAGCGGACAGGUGGCGGGAGUAUGUCAGCCAGGUGUCCUGGGGGAAGCUGAAGCGGAGGGUAAAGGGUUGGGCGCCGAGGGCGGGCCCCGGGGUGGGCGAGGCCCGGCUGGCCUCCACCGCAGUGGAGAGCGCAGGGGUAUCAUCGGCGCCAGAGGGCACCAGCCCGGGGGAUCGCGUGGGAAACGCGGGAGAUGUUUGUGUGCCCCAGGCUUCCCCUAGGCGAUGGAGGCCCAAGAUCAACUGGGCCUCCUUUCGGCGCCGCAGGAAGGAGCAGACAGCACCCACAGGUCAGAGGGCAGACAUCGAGGCUGAUCAGGGGGGAGAGGCUGCAGAUAGUCGAAGGGAAGAGGCCAUAGCUGACCAGCGGGAAGGGGCUGCAGGUAAUCAGAGGGCAGGGGCCCCAGCUGACCAGGGGGCAGAGGCUGCAGAUAAUCAGAGGGAAGAGGCUGCAGAUAAUCAGAGGGCAGGGGCCCCAGCUGAGGAGGGGGCAGAGGCUGCAGAUAACCAGAGGGAAGAGGCUGCAGAUAAUCAGAGGGCAGAGGCCCCAGCUGACCAGAGGUCACAGGGCGCAGAUAACCACAGGGAAGAGGCUGCAGAUAAUCAGAGGGUGGAGGCCCCAGCUGACCAGGGGUCAGAGGUUACAGAUAAUCAAAGGGAAGAGGCCGUACAUGACCAGAGGGAAAGGGCCCCAGCUGUCCAGGGUGCAGAUAAUCAGAGGGCACAGGCCCGGGCUGGCCAGAGGGCAGAGGCUGCACAUAAUCAGAGGGCAGGGGCCCCAGGUAUCCAGGAAGCUGAAGUCUCAGCUGCCCAAGGGACCACAGGAACAGCUCCAGGAGCCAGGGCCCGGAAACAGGUCAAGACAGUGAGGUUCCAGACCCCUGGACGCUUUUCGUGGUUUCGCAAGCGCCGGAGAGCCUUCUGGCACACUCCCCGGUUGCCAACCCUGCCCAAGAGAGUCCCCAGGGCAGGCGAGGCCAGGAACCUCAGGGUGCUGAGGGCCGAGGCCAGAGCAGAAGCUGAGCAGGGAGAGCAAGAAGACCAGCUGUGAGGUGAGGGCUAGAGACAGCCCAUGGGCCCUCCCUCCAAGUGUGGGAGGGAGAGAUGCUCUGCCUCUGAACUUCAAAGUGGAGGUGGAGUGCUGGCCACGUCUCCACCUAACAACCCUCUUUAUUCUCUUGUUAAAGUUUUGUUCAUGCAUUGAUUUUUUUUAAAUUUUUUAGAGACAGGGUCUCACUCUGUUGCCCAGGCUGGAGUGCAGUGGCAUGAUCAUAACUCACUGCAGCCUCAAACUUCUGGCCUCAAGUGAUCCUCCUGCCUCGGCCUCCCAAAAUGCUGGGAUUACAGAUGUGAGCCACCACACACACCAUCUGAUUUAAAAAAAAAAAAAUACUGAUUCCUUGUAGCAACCCAAAAUAUGUAAAGAAAGAAUUCGAUACAAUGGGGUUGCGUCACCUAUAGUUUUAACUUCCUCAAAUGCAACUCAAGGUGCUCAGCUUGAUAAAGGGAGAGAGGGAGGGCAGGGGAGAAACUGACUCCUUUUUCCAUCUCUUUUUUGCCUGCACACUUAAUGUGGACUGCCUCCUUGGACUUAAAAAGAGGGCUUGAGCCAACAUGCAAAUAAAAAAACAUUUAUGAACUGA
Messenger RNA from Pan troglodytes (chimpanzee), 3159 nucleotides. RefSeq names its product coiled-coil domain containing 8 (gene CCDC8). The record is from RefSeq and is a predicted model, not a curated record. The coding region runs from base 951 to 2567 and encodes 538 amino acids. The transcript has a single exon. Gene Ontology annotation, cellular component: 3M complex. Gene Ontology annotation, biological process: regulation of mitotic nuclear division; microtubule cytoskeleton organization. NCBI's taxonomy places the organism in Eukaryota, Metazoa, Chordata, Mammalia, Primates, Hominidae.